This is a messenger RNA of Erinaceus europaeus (western European hedgehog), 933 nucleotides long. Its product is annotated as olfactory receptor 8B3-like. Gene Ontology annotation, molecular function: olfactory receptor activity; odorant binding; G protein-coupled receptor activity. The record is from RefSeq and is a predicted model, not a curated record. The transcript has a single exon. Gene Ontology annotation, cellular component: membrane. Gene Ontology annotation, biological process: G protein-coupled receptor signaling pathway; sensory perception of smell. NCBI's taxonomy places the organism in Eukaryota, Metazoa, Chordata, Mammalia, Eulipotyphla, Erinaceidae. The coding region runs from base 1 to 933 and encodes 310 amino acids.
AUGGCUUUUGGAAAUGACUCUGUUGUGACCGAAUUCAUUCUCUUAGGAUUAACAAAUCGACCAGAUCUUCAACUUCCUUUGUUAUUCCUGUUUCUCAUAAUGUAUAUGAUUUGCUUGUUAGGAAAUUUAGGUAUGGUAACACUAAUUAGACUGAAUUUACACCUGCACACCCCCAUGUACUUUUUCCUCUUUAACCUCUCCUUCAUAGACAUCUGCUACUCUUCUGUGUUUACGCCCAAAAUGCUGAUUAAAUUCACCUCAAAGAAGAAUAUGAUCUCAUAUGCAGAAUGCAUGACUCAGCUCUAUUUCUACUGUUUUUUCGUCAUUUCUGAGUGCUAUGUGCUGACAGCAAUGGCCUAUGAUCGCUAUGUAGCCAUUUGCAAUCCGCUCUUGUAUAACAUUGCCAUGUCCCCAAAAGUGUGUUCAAGUCUUACAAUUGGCUGUUAUUUGGUGGCAUUUGCCAGUGCCUUUGCCCAUACUGGGGCCAUGCUGAGAGUGACCUUCUGUGAUAUAAAUACCAUCAACCACUAUUUUUGUGAUAUUCUUCCCUUGCUCCAGCUCUCCUGCACAAGUAUAUAUGUCAAUGAGCUGGUUGUUUAUAUUGUAGCAGGCAGUGCCAUCACUGUGCCCAGUGUCACCAUCUUUGUCUCCUAUGGCUUCAUCAUCUCCAGCAUCCUCCGCAUCAGCUCCAAGGAGGGCAGGGCCAAAGCCUUCAGCACCUGCAGCUCCCACAUCAUGGCUGUUGCCCUUUUCUUUGGCUCAGGUGCAUUCAUGUACCUCAAACCAUCUUCUGCUGGGUCCAUGGACCAGGGCAAAAUCUCUUCUGUGUUUUACACGAAUGUGGUUCCCAUGAUGAACCCAUUAAUCUACAGCUUGCGGAACAAAGAUGUAAAAUUGGCUCUAAGAAAAACCCUGGGCAGGAAUAAGGUUUGA